AUGAGUACCCAGCACUUCGCUCCAGGCAGCAUGGUUUGUGCCGACGCGGGCAUUGAAUUCACCGAGGACAAUCAACUUGUCCGCCUUGUCCGCCAAGAGGGCGUGCAGGUCCUCCUAGAAUUUGUCUAUUGCGGCGGCCUCGGGGCUGGCAAUCGGAUGAUAGUAGGCGCUGAUGAUGGUGGCGAAUUUGCCCCCACCCCGGAGAGGUCGACGGAGGCUCAUCAGGCGAUCGUUGAUUCCCUUCGGCAGGCUGGGCAGUCCUCGCACGAUGUCGUUCCGGAUGGCUCUGCCUAG
Molecule: messenger RNA, 294 nt
Organism: Spirometra erinaceieuropaei
Lineage: Eukaryota; Metazoa; Platyhelminthes; Cestoda; Diphyllobothriidea; Diphyllobothriidae
Source: the annotation of a GenBank genome assembly